AUGUGUUCCCGAGCGACCAAGCCGGAAGACCUCAAGAUAUGCUGCCCUAUUUGGGCAGUGGAUUGCAACGAGGACGACUACUACUUCGAGCAUGGGCUAGAAAGGGACUGUGCCCCGGAACCGUUGGAAUGCAAGCACUAUGAGUGCAGGGACGUUUCGCGCAUGCUCCAGAGCAUGGAGGACAGCUAUCGAAAUUUCCGCACCGAGGUAUCUGAUUCCUUGGAGGAACGACUGCGGAAGGAUUCAGAUGCGGGUGUGACUGGUCACGGCAGGGUUUGCAGCUGUGCUUGUGGUGAGCUCGUAGACGAGGAGAAGCUGACCUGCAAAGUACUGAACUCCUCCUGGUACUGCUCCGACGUCCAGCCCUGUUGUCGUCGCCUGACUGAGGACUGCGCGAAGGGUGAUCCCUGGCCCGGGGAGGUCAUGGUCAAGACACAGGAG
Symbiodinium necroappetens is the source of this 441-nucleotide messenger RNA. Lineage: Eukaryota; Dinophyceae; Suessiales; Symbiodiniaceae. The record is from the annotation of a GenBank genome assembly.